Diachasma alloeum is the source of this 5126-nucleotide messenger RNA. It is a transcript of the gene hth, whose product is annotated as homeobox protein homothorax. The record is from RefSeq and is a predicted model, not a curated record. Gene Ontology annotation, biological process: animal organ morphogenesis; brain development; positive regulation of transcription by RNA polymerase II. Lineage: Eukaryota; Metazoa; Arthropoda; Insecta; Hymenoptera; Braconidae. The transcript has 14 exons. The coding region runs from base 1109 to 2518 and encodes 469 amino acids. Gene Ontology annotation, molecular function: RNA polymerase II cis-regulatory region sequence-specific DNA binding; DNA-binding transcription activator activity, RNA polymerase II-specific.
ACGGCGCAGGAUCUAAACGCUCAAGGCGCUCGCUCUCGUUCCCCUUAACCACGGGCUAUUUCGUUUCGUCAUUAACCGGGGAAUUUUAUUGUUAACGAAUAACAACAGUUGAGUGCGAUAUACCGGGAUUAUUCAGUCGUUGCGAUAGCGGGUGAUCGUUGUUUCGUCGAUAUCAACAAUCGUAAUUGUUUUGUUUACGUUUUUUCGAGGAAUUUGGGAGAGUCCGGGGUUUACGGAGCUCAGAGGGCGAUACGUGUUUACGGAUUGAUUAUUUUGGAGGUUAGUGUUCUCUCGGGCAAACGCGCGGGAUUAUUGCUCGGGGGGAAAUAAGUUGUGGAGAGUGAAGUUCGAGGGAAACGAUCGGGAAGUCGAUUUCCCGCGAGAAACCCGAGGGGAAGGAGCUCUUGGAGGCUUUUUGGGCCCUCGUUUGGCCCCCGCGACCCCCAGUCGGUGGUGGCGUCGCCGAAAAAUCACUGGCGACUGCGUUCCGUCGACCCCCAGCCCCCGACCCCCGUCGGAAAACACGAGGAUGUACGGCUGCUGCAGAGUGACACUGUGAUUUUAUUUAUUUUUGUUAAGUUCUGGUGGUGUUUGUUUGUUUUUUAAUCAGUGAAAUCGUUCAUCAGUUUAUGAAUUUAUGAAUUAACGGAAGUGACAGUGCGGAACAGUUUCGGGGAGGAAUCGAUGGGGCUCGUGACGUGGGUCUGACACGGAGAUAUUUUUUUAAUUCUGGAAUCGGCGGCCAGGACUCGACGGGAUGAGGAAGCAAGGGAACUCUGGGCAUCGUGCGACGCAGUGCUGACGGCUGAUAUGCUUCAGCGGUCGGAAUUUUUCGGGGUUUAGGACGGGGUUUGGUGUGUGAGAGGGCUCAGGAGGGCCCCAGGGUGGAGGGCGAAGGCGCAGUCCACCCGUUUGCCGGUGAAAUAGAGAUUUUGGGGGACGCUGGGAGGUGCAGGGACGAGUGAUUUUUUUGGGGGUGUUUGGAGGAUUUUUUGAGGUGGCGAUUUGAGGGGAGGUGUGAAGUGAGACUUUGGUAUUUUCUUUGGGGGAUAACACAGCCGCUACGGUGGCUCAGCACGCAGAGUUCCCCGGCGCUGCCAGGGCGUUCAUGGCGCAGCCAAGGUAUGACGAUGGCGGGCUGCACGGGGGUUACCUCGAGGCAGGCGGUGGUGGUGGCACUGGUGGAUUAUACGAUCCACACGGUAAUGCAAGAGGUGUACCGGGUCUUCACCACAGUCCACACUUGGGUGGAAUGGGACCGGCACAUCCACAGUAUCCACCACCACCACAACCACCACCACAGCAUGUACUAGCAGCGGCAGCAGCGGCCGCUGCAUCAGCGGUACCUGACGUUCACAAACGCGACAAAGACGCCAUUUAUGGACAUCCACUGUUUCCACUACUCGCCCUAAUAUUCGAAAAAUGUGAGUUGGCAACGUGCACACCGAGAGAACCGGGUGUAGCUGGUGGUGAUGUGUGUUCGUCAGAGAGUUUCAACGAGGACAUUGCGGUCUUCUCAAAACAGAUCAGACAAGAGAAACCAUAUUAUAUUGCAGACCCGGAGGUUGAUUCGUUGAUGGUGCAAGCGAUUCAGGUCCUCCGGUUUCACCUCCUCGAGCUUGAAAAGGUUCACGAAUUGUGCGACAACUUCUGCCACCGGUACAUAAGCUGUCUGAAGGGCAAAAUGCCAAUAGAUCUUGUGAUCGAUGAUCGUGAGAGCACAAAACCACCGGAUCUUGGUAAUGGACUCGAUGGUGGUCCACGUAGUACAGCUGACAGUACGAGUCAUACUGAUGGAGCAAGUACACCGGACGUCAGGCCACCAUCCUCCUCACUGUCGUACCCCGGUGCGGGAGCAAAUGACGACGCCAGGAGCCCAGGAAGCGGCGGUACCCCAGGACCACUCAGCCAACAAGCACCCACCAGUCUAGACUCAUCAGAUCCCGACGCCAUGGGUAAAUGGUGUCCGCGUAGAGAAUGGAGUUCGCCGCCGGACGCACAAAGAGCAGCGAGCGAUGCGGCGAGACGCGGUGUUCUCUACUCUUCCGUCUUUCUCGGCAGUCCUGGUGACGCGAGUAACGCGAGUAUCGGUAGUGGUGAGGGUACGGGUGAAGAGGACGACGAUUCGUCGGGUAAAAAGAACCAAAAGAAGAGAGGAAUUUUUCCAAAGGUUGCGACAAACAUCCUCAGGGCGUGGCUCUUUCAACACCUCACGCAUCCCUACCCCUCGGAAGACCAGAAGAAGCAGUUGGCACAGGACACGGGGCUGACGAUUCUUCAAGUCAACAACUGGUUUAUCAACGCGAGGCGUAGAAUCGUUCAACCCAUGAUAGAUCAGAGCAAUAGAGCCGUGUUUCCGCCAUUGUCCGCAGGUCCAAGCGGUGCAUACAGUCCGGACGCGACGAUGGGCUACAUGAUGGACGGACAAGCCGCCAGUAUGAUGCACCGACCCCCUGGGGAUCCAACCUUCCACAACCAGUAUCAUUAUCCACCUGAAUAUUAUGGACACCACUUAUAAAGCUAAAACCCUAGCUAAAUGGUGCAGUAUAACCCGCGGGUGACGGAGUCCCCGGACCCCGAGAGCCCGGAAAACCCUAGAAUCGCAACAAAGCAUCCCCAGAUCUCGCGGCAACGACACACGUCUCGGCCUGGAGUAUCUCCACCCCGAGAGCUCCCGCAGCCGCGGGAAAUCGCGAACGAAUCUCCAGUCCCGGAAGUGACGGCCAGUGUCCCUCCCCUCCAGUGACGCACACGCCCGUCCCUUCGGCGCGAGGAUGCACUCAACGACCCAAUGAGAACCCCGUGAGCCCCUAAAAAGGUAACGAACAAGAGCGAAAAAAAACUUCGAGGAAAAAAAAAAUUGCAAAAACGCGGCCAAAGGAUUUCGACGACGAGUGAAAUGAAAAAAAAAAAUAUAUAUAUAUAUUCGGUCGCUGGAACGAAAAGGAAUCAAGAAUGAAAAAGGAUAAAUAAAAAAUUCAUGUGAUUGUUCUUUGUACAAAUAUUGCGGUGUAAUAUUGUAGUGAUUGAGAUAUAAAUGUUAAAUUUUAAUACAAUCGCAAUCGACGGAGGAUAAACGAGAGAGGACUAUAUUAUUGAAAUAUAGUGAUAGUUAAAUUAGCGGGCAUGUACAUUACCUGGUGUUCCGCGAGACAUGAGACAUGAGAAAAGUCUGCGCUCAGUGACUUUAAUCAUCCAAACCCCCUGAAAAGGGUUGAGAUAAUUCACGGAAUGAAGUGAUGAGUUGAAAAUACGAAAUUUCCAUCGAGAGAAAUUGAUGGAGCAAAUCAAUGCGAGUUUAAAAUUUGUGUGUGACCAGAUUCCCGCAGCGUCGACAUUUUCUCGACUUAGGAGACAUUAAAAAUUUGUACAGUUCUUAAUUAUUAUUAAAUUUAAUGUUAAUGAAAACCAACCGAAGCAAUGAAGGGAUACAUGUAUAAUAGUCUCCUCACUGUGAUUCGCCGUUUGGAUGCGCUAAAGUAAUUCAAUUUAAUGACUCAGUGGUCACUAAAUCAACUAGUGUCUCGAUUAAUUGGCAUCUGAAUAUUUUUUCAUUGAUUUGAAAAAUUUGGGAGAAAUGACAGUGAGGGGAGCACAGAGGGGCGAACAGAGGCUACCACUCGUCCUAGAGAUAAUUAAAAAUUAAUAAUAAUAAUUUACUAUAAUAUAUUGUGUAUAAAUAGUUAAUUGAAAAUUGAGAAAGGGAUGAAUUUUUGGAAAAAAUGGGGAGAGAAAAGAAAAAUGGAAAAAUUAUUAAUGGGAAGAAGCGUGAGAGGUUUCAACAGUGCGAAUGGAUGAGAAAGUGAGAGAUUGAUGAAAAUUAUUUGGGAAAUUUUUUUUCUCGUGUGGACAAGUCUAGUGCAAGAGCGAGUGGAGAGAGGAGAGUGAGAACGUACAAAAAAUGACAGUUAGGUGAAAUUUUAAUCCGGACGAAGGACGAGAUUGGAGAGACGGGAAAGGCAAUGUAUCAUAACUAAAUAGACAUAUUCAAAUUUUUAGGUAAUUAGGGCCUGAAAGUAUUUCGUUGACAUCCCUCUCGUUCGAUCUUUUUUUUUAUUCAUUUGGUUGAUGAGAAAUAUUUUCUCUAUUUGCAGACGUCCACAUCCCACGUUCGACUGAAUCCGUUCCUUCUUCCAUGAAUUUUACAAACAUGAUAAUUUGACAUAGUUUCGUCCCUUUAUUCCCCCCCCCCCCCAAACACUCCCACAAAAGGGUAAUUAUAUAUUUCUAUAUCGAAGUAAUUAUCGCGCGCGCGUCCUUCAUAUACGUAAAAGACAAUUUAAUGGAGGGGUUAUCACAGGAAUGAUAUUAUUGUUGAAUUGAAACACUUGAAUCUUUGAUUGAGACUUAGUUUUUUACAUAAAACAUACGUGGGAAGGAUCUAUCAAUCACGAAACAUUCUUCAUUUUUCUCUUGAGAGAUGAGGAAUCAUAAUCACUCUGGAUAUACGAGAAGAAAUUCAAUACAGGUGAAUGCAUACGUGAAAAUGUAUUUUUAGAAUUUCCAGUGAGUGAGGGAUUCGUCAAGCAAAAAAAAAACACACGAGUGAUGAAAAAAAUUAACAAAAACAUUAAUUUUUUGAAAUGUGGAAUUGUAUUUUCACUAAAAUGAUCCCUCACUCAUCUGAUCAAUCGCGAAUUUUAAAUGUUCAAAGUCGAAGGCUUUGGCUCGUCGAGUUUUUAUUUAUAAUCAACAGACACAAUUUUUAUUUACAUCAGGAUUUUUGUCCACUACUCGAUGUGUCAAUCUCCCUGACGUCCCUCGAGCCAGAGCCCAUCGAUGCCCUAGUAUACUGAAGCAAAAAGUUUAAACAAAAUGAAAAAAAAACCCACGUAUACCGAAAGACUCAGGUGCAAAUGUCUACCAUUCAUCAUCUUGAUUAAUUGGCGUUAGAAUCGUCUGUCUCGUGUUUCUCGAUUUGCAUUGAAAAAAUAUUUCCAAGUCAGCUAGAGGCGUCAGAUAUUUUCCCAUUCGAAAAACUACACAUCUCAAAGUAAAUUUUACAGACUCGAACCCCUUCGCAUUAAGGAACUCAACGUUUCUUGUCUUUGCUCUGCGCGGAGAGAAAAAUUCACAGAAAAUUACCAGAAAAAAACGUAAAAAUUACGUUUCGAAACGCAAUCCGC